Molecule: messenger RNA, 510 nt
Organism: Histoplasma capsulatum G186AR
Lineage: Eukaryota; Fungi; Ascomycota; Eurotiomycetes; Onygenales; Ajellomycetaceae
Exons: 2
Coding region: 1-510 (169 amino acids)
Source: RefSeq, a predicted model, not a curated record
AUGGGUUUGCACUGGAACUCCGAUAAUUAUUCGAGGAAUUUAGAGUUGUUGGCGUGCUCUACUAUGGAGAAAAUCUCUAGGCAGCCGAAAUCCCCAACACAGAUUUCGUGGGAUCUCCGCCGGGGCGUGAUUGCAGGUUCGACUAUGACAGCGAGAAUCAAGGCCAUUCUAGUUCUAAGGCGACAUCGACUGCUGCUAAACCCAGCUUCCUGCAUGGCAGCAAGACAUUGUCACGAUGCAUAUUGGAACCAAUGGCUCGUGGCAAAAGGUCAGCCUGAAGAUUGCCACAAAAGCAUUCUCGGCUUUGGUGAAAGAGAUGAGGAAAAUCAGUCCAAACAUGAUUAUACUGUUCAGGCGUCGUUAUACUUCUUACAGCAAAAGACACCAGAGACAGUGGCCAUCCAAAUAAGGCGGGAAACAAAAAGCUUGCGGAUUGUUGGUUCGAACCACUGGCAGCGGAUCAAACAAGUCAGCCGCAACGACGAAACGGCACCAAUGUGUAAACCUUAA